Pocillopora verrucosa is the source of this 2043-nucleotide messenger RNA. Lineage: Eukaryota; Metazoa; Cnidaria; Anthozoa; Scleractinia; Pocilloporidae. The record is from RefSeq and is a predicted model, not a curated record.
AUGGCGUGCAGACAUAUUUUUGCAGUCGUGCUUCUAUUGACUAUUUUCAGCGUUUUACUUGGCCAAUUUACUUCAAUUACACCUGAAUUCGAUCGCUCUACAGUUACACUCUUCAUUGGGAAGGAAAUAUCUGCUCCACAUACGUUCAACUGUAAGUCAAAGCCUUCGAAAUGCACACCUUGCGAAUUGAAUUUGAAGCUUCACGCGUUGUUGCGGUUCAUCAAGCUUGGCCAAUUUUGUCUGUGCAUUCUUCUAUCUGGCGAUAUUGCCGUCAAUCCAGGGCCUAAUAAUCUUCAACCACCUGCAGGCUUCAGAGGUUUAUCAGUCUGCCACUGGAACAUCCAACGACUGACUGACACCAAAUUGGAAGAACUAUCGCUAAUGCUCACCUCGAACAACAACAGUGCUGCUAAACUCGACGUCUUAAUUCUCACUGAGACGUUCGGAUCAAGUAAAAUUCCAGACAGCUAUUACAUGAUACCCGGCUACACAUUACACAGAAAAGAUCGAAUCGGGAAGAAAGGUGGCGGCAUAUUUGCGUAUGUAAAUGAGAAAGUUAUGGCUUUACGUCGAAGAGAUUUGGAACUGGAUGAUCUUGAAACUCUCUGGCUUCAAAUUUGUCCUCAUAAAUCAAAGAGACCGAUUUUGAUAUCUGGUGUUUACCGUCCACCUUCAGCCAACAAAGAUUAUAAUGAGAGCUUGGGUAAAAAUAUUGAAAAUGCCCAUCUCCAAAACAAUGAAUUGAUUAUUCUGGGAGACUUUAAUUUGGAUUAUAUUGAUUUCAACUGUUAUUCAAAACAUUGUCUCGCAAAGGCACUGAACAGUCUUGGACUAACGCAGAUGGUAAAUGGGGUAACAAGACCUGCCUCUGAUGCGUGCUUAGACCAUAUAAGAUCAUAUAGAUUUCCAGAUAAUGUUGUAAAGCUAUUGCAGAGCUAUCUACUCAAUCGCAAACAGUGUGUUACUGUAAAUAACUCGACUUCGUCACAACUUACGCUAACCAAUGGAGUUCCUCAAGGUAGCAUAUUAGGACCUCUACUGUUUUUAAUUUUCGUCAAUGAUCUUCCCGAAGCUGUUGGAUCGGACUCAACUAUUCAUGCUUACGCGGAUGACACCACAUUUAAAGCCAGCGCUAAUAUCGAUAAUGCACCUUUGGAAUUGGAACGACGUCUUCAAGAAUACAUGGAUAAAUUAAGUAAAUGGUCUAGCGAAAAUGGGAUGGUCCUAAACGCCGUUAAAACCAAUGCAUUACUUAUCACCGGAAAGAGGCUACAUUCAUCAUUAGCGGAUGGCAAUCACCUGUCAAUAACCCUUGAUGGGGCCGAAAUAGAACAAGUAACUUCUUAUAAAUUGCUUGGUGUAACACUCGAUCAAGAUCUUACAUUUAGCGACCACAUUUCUAGUCUAAAGGCCAAGCUUUCUCAGCGUAUUGGUUUAUUGAAGAAGAUAAAGAGAUACCUUCCAAUAAAAGAAAGACUCUUAUACUAUAACGCCUUGAUUAAACCCGUCCUUAUGUAUGGGAGCAUGGUUUGGAAUAUCUGCGACGCUAAAGAACUCCACUGUCUCCUAAGGUUACAGAAAAGGGCUGCCCGAGUAAUUCUUGGAGUUGACUCUUAUUCUAGAAGUGUUAUAAACUUUAGUAAACUAGGCUGGUUGCCUUUUUUUGAUGAAAUCAAACUAAAUAAGUGUACAAUGAUUUUUAAGAGCCUUAAAGGCGAUGUUCCGAUUUACAUCAGAGACUUGCUCAAGACGAACAGUUCUGUACACAAUAGGUCUACUAGACAUGGCAAUUUAAAUUUAGUGUGUCCCAAAUACCUAAGAAAUAACGAUGGUGAUGUUGACGAGUUGACCAAAGAUGUUGACGAGUUGACCAAAGAUGUUGACGAGUUGACCAAAGAUGUUGACGAGUUGACCAAAGAUGUUGACGAGUUGACCAAAGAUGUUGACGAGUUGACCAAAGAUGUUGACGAGUUGAUGAGAGGCGUUGACAAGUUGACCAAAGAAGUUGACGAGUUAACCAUAAAUGAGGAAGAGCUGACCUGA